Hirsutella rhossiliensis is the source of this 3636-nucleotide messenger RNA. Its product is annotated as glycosyl hydrolase family 92 protein. Gene Ontology annotation, molecular function: carbohydrate binding; peptide-N4-(N-acetyl-beta-glucosaminyl)asparagine amidase activity. The transcript has 4 exons. Lineage: Eukaryota; Fungi; Ascomycota; Sordariomycetes; Hypocreales; Ophiocordycipitaceae. Gene Ontology annotation, cellular component: cytosol; nucleus. The coding region runs from base 1 to 3636 and encodes 1211 amino acids. Gene Ontology annotation, biological process: protein quality control for misfolded or incompletely synthesized proteins; carbohydrate metabolic process; mRNA splicing, via spliceosome. The record is from RefSeq and is a predicted model, not a curated record.
AUGCGACUCCUCCCGCUCCUCCUCGUCGUGCUCGCUCCCGCCAGAUGCGAUGUUCUAGACUCGGUGGAUCCCCUGAUAGGCUCCACUGGAGGAGGCAACGUCUUCCCCGGAGCAACCCUGCCCUACUCCCUCGCCAAGGCUGUGGCCGACGUCGACGGGCAGAAUACUGGCGGCUUUGACUUCGAUGGCAGUAACGUUACCGGUUUUUCUGCUCUUCACGAUAGCGGCACUGGGGGAAACCCGAGCCUGGGAAACUUCCCCCUCUUUCCCCAGCUGUGUCCGGGCGAUGACCUCAACCGCUGCCGAUUCCGCGUCGGCGACCGCAAGCUGCCCUACAAGCAUGGCAGCGUCAGGGCCGCGCCGGGCCGCUUCUCUCUCGAGCUGGAGAGCGGCGUCAAGGCCGACAUGACGGUGUCGCAGCAUGCCGCCUUGUACAAGUUUCAAUUCCCUGACCCUGGCGGCGACGGCGGCCAGCAUCCGCUCAUCCUGCUGGACCUGACGGAUUUGUGGAAGAGCCGCCAAAACGCCUCCGUCAGCGUCGACCAACACUCCGGCCGCAUGGUCGGCAACGGGACUUUUUUGCCCAGCUUCGGUGCCGGCUCAUAUGCCCUGUACUUUUGCGUCGACUUUUUCGGCGCCGACGUCGUCGACACGGGCGUGUGGGUCAACAGCCGCGCCGGCACCGAGCCCAAGCGCCUCUUCCUCACGCGCGGCUUCAACCUUUUUUAUCUCGAGGGCGGCGCCUUUGCGCGCUUCGCGCCCCGCGGACCCGGUGCGUCCGUCACGGCUCGUGUGGGCAUCAGCUUCAAGAGCGCCCAGCAGGCCUGCCGCAGCGCCGAGGCCGAGAUUCCCCACCCGCUCGACGACUUUGACGCCCUGGAGGAAACGGCCCGGGACCAGUGGCGGCGGAAGCUGAGCCCCAUUGCUAUCAAGAGCGGCGGCGCAACGCGGGAUCUGGCCAGGAGUUUCUGGAGUGGUAUGUAUCGGACUAUGAUCUCGCCCCAGAAUUACACGGGCGAGAACCCGUACUGGGAUGAAAAGAGGCCCUACUUUGACUCGUUUUACUGCAUCUGGGACGGCUUCCGGGUCCAGCACCCCCUGCUCACCAUCAUCGACCCUCAGGCCCAGGCGCAGAUGAUCCAGUCACUCCUCGACACCUACAAGCACGAGGGCUGGCUACCCGACUGCCACAUGAGCAUGUGCCAGGGCUGGACGCAGGGCGGCUCCAACGCGGAUAUCUUGUUAGUCGACGCCUACGUAAAGAACAUCAGCGCCUCGUCCCCCAUCGACUGGGCCCUCGCCCUUGAGGCCGUCAUGGUAGACGCCGAGCGCGAGCCCCUCGAGUGGUCCCACCACGGCCGCGGCGGCCUGCGCAGCUGGCGCGAGCUCGGGUACAUUCCGUACCUCGACUUUGAUCCCGUAGGCUUUGGCACCGACUCGCGAAGCAUCUCGCGCACCCUCGAGUACUCGUACAACGACUUUUGCCUCGCGACGCUGGCUGCGGGGCUGGGCCAGCCCGAGGCUGUGCGGCACAAGUACAUGGAGCGCAGCAUGAACUGGCGCAAUCUCUGGAAAGAGGACCAGACGUCUGUGAUUCGGGGCAAAGACUCGGGCUUUAGGGGCUUCUUCCAGCCGCGGUACAUGAACGGCACCUGGGGGUUUCAGGAUCCGAUUGCAUGCUCAGCUCUCGCCGGCUUCUGCUCCCUAACGACGAACCCGAGCGAGACGUUUGAGGCUAGCAUCUGGCAGUACCUGUUUUUUGUCCCGCAUGCUACAGCUUCCCUCAUCUCCCUCGUGGGCGGCGAUGAAGCCUUCAUCUCUCGCCUCGACUAUUUCCACUCAAGUGGUCUCGCCGACAUCUCGAACGAGCCCGUCUUCCUGACCGUCUACCUCUACCACUACGCCGGGCGCCCCGCCCUCUCCGCGCAGCGCGCCCACAGCUAUAUCCCCUCGUACUUCAACGCCACGCCAGGCGGCCUGCCCGGCAACGACGACUCGGGGGCCAUGGGCGCCUUCCUCGUCUUCUCCACCAUGGGGCUCUUCCCCAUCGCCGGGCAGAACGUGUACCUCAUCAGCCCGCCAUUUUUUGAGGAGGUCAACGUGACCAGCCCGCAGACGGGCAAGACGGCCACGAUUCGAAACGUGGGCUUUGACGCCAAGUACGGAAACUUGAGCAUUCAGCGGGCGACGCUCAAUGGGGAGGCGUGGACGAGGUCGUGGGUUGGUCACGAGUUCUUUACUGGGGGCGGGACGCUGGAGCUGUUUCUGGGCGAGGGCGAGUCGGACUGGGCGCGACCGGAUAAACCUGCCCCGCCGCCGACGUCCUCAUCCCCAUCACUUUCCAUCCUCUUCCUCCACGGCGACAACUCCGACAACACACUCACUCUCGUCCGCGCCAUCGCCUGGCAUUUACGCUCGUCAUCCCCCCCGACGACGCACACCCCAGAGCACGCACGCAGCACCGUCACCCGGCCGGGGUGUCACCCUCCCGCCAAGAUGCAGGGCUUCAACAUGGGGCGCUACGUGCCACCCGAUCUCGAGGGCAGGACGACGGGCAACCGGCUGCACAACAAGCGCACCGCGUCGGCCGCGCCCACGGUGCGCUUCGAGAUGCCCUUCGCCGUGUGGUGCGCGUCGUGCCCGCGCCCCACGCUCAUCGGGCAGGGCGUGCGCUUCAACGCCGAGAAGCGCCGCGUCGGCGCCUACCACAGCACCCCCGUCUGGAGCUUCCGCCUGCGCCACGCCGACUGCGGCGGCGCCCUCGAGAUGCGCACCGACCCGCGCAACACGGCCUAUGUCGUGGUCAGCGGCGGCACCCGGCGCGAUGACGGGGGCGCCGCUGACGAGGCUAGGAAUAUGGCGGCCGUCGUGGAUGAGGAGCGCGAGGCGCUGCGCAGGAAUGCCUUUGCGAGCUUGGAGAAGACGAUUGAGGAUCGGGAGCAGCUGCGCCGCGCCGACGAGCGCAUCGUCGGCUUGCUCGAGGCGUCGGCUCGCCAGUGGGAUGACCCCUAUGCCCAGAACCAGCGCCUGCGCCGUGCCUUUCGCUCCGGUCGCCGCGAGAGGGAGCGCGACGCUGCUGCCGCCGAGCGCCUCCGCGAGUCCAUGGGCCUGGCGCUGGACCUCUUGCCCGCGAGCGAAGAGGACGCCCGCCGCGCCGCCCUCGUCGACUUUGGCGCCCGCCGCGGCGACUCUGACGACGACGACGACGACGACUCUAAUAAUGACCACCGCCACCACCACCGGGUCAGCGCAUGCAGCGCCCUUUCCAAGCCGCUCUUCGCACCCGUCGGCAAUAGCGACAGCGACAAGCAACGGCAUCGCCGGCGGCGACCGCCACCCUCGUCAAAGGCUGCGCCGUCCAGGACCAGGGACAGCCUCGUCUCCGAGCUCGUGACCAAGACCCGCGCCGCCCACGACCCCUUCCUCUGGGACUCGCCCGCCCACCACCACCUCAAGUCGCAGCAGCAGCGCCCGUCGCCGUCGCCCCCGCCUCCGCCCCGCUGGCCCGGACUCAAGCGGAAGCGAGAGGUCGGAGGCGCGCAACAACAGGGACAAGAGGCCGCGCCGCCCCCCGCAAAGGUCCCGGCGCAGGAGGCGAGCGCCCCGUGCAGCCUCGUGCAGUACGAUUCGGAUUGA